AUGCCAUGCAUGCUCACUAUGGUAUUGGUGGUGCUAGGAUUCACUCUCAGUCCGGAGACCUGUGAGAAAGUUGGCCUCCAGAUCUCCGUAUCGCUGGCCAUUUGCAUUUUCCUCACUAUUAAUGAACGAGAUGACUCCACACACAUCCGAAGCCGGGUCUUUUUUCAAAGUUGCAUGGUAAUAUCGGUGCUGGCGACAUCUUUCACCGUGUUCGUACAGAGCUACCACUUUCGUAGCCAACACAACACACUUCGCAUGACAUUCUGGAUUGCAGUGAUUAUUGCAUUCUUGGUAAUGCGAUUUAUACUUCUUGAAUGGGCUCCAUGGUUUUUACGAAUGGAGUUCCCCGACAGAAAAAAUACUAUCGAAACGAUGAAGGAGAGCUGGUCUAACCGGAACCGGAAGCGACGAGGCACAAUCACUGCUUUUGACUACGUGCAGGUGAGUUCAAAAAUCAAAGACGACGAAAAGCUUCUGCAGCGCAUACGAGUGCUUCAAAAAAUUCACGAUCACGUCAAG
Ostertagia ostertagi is the source of this 519-nucleotide messenger RNA. NCBI's taxonomy places the organism in Eukaryota, Metazoa, Nematoda, Chromadorea, Rhabditida, Trichostrongylidae. The record is from the annotation of a GenBank genome assembly.